This is a messenger RNA of Myodes glareolus (Bank vole), 963 nucleotides long. NCBI's taxonomy places the organism in Eukaryota, Metazoa, Chordata, Mammalia, Rodentia, Cricetidae. The record is from RefSeq and is a predicted model, not a curated record.
CUUUGAUGUGUGUGUAUACAUAAAUAUAAAUUAUGGGUGUCCAGGUCUGCAGUUCCACAGGAGGAUAGCAUCUUUUCCAGCCAAAACCUUUCCUGGACUUUCUGCUCCAGAAGGCUGACUUUCUACAAGCAUGAAGUCUACAAUAUGUUUCCUUCUCAUCUUCAUCUCCCUUCUCCAUCUGAUGAUCCCAGUGAACACUCAGGCCUCCAAAGACUCUUUGGUGAAUAAAAAGAUUCAGGAAGCUCUCAAUGGUAGAGAACCUAAGAAGCUCUCCUGCACUAGCGUCAGCGCAUCAGGCAGAUGGGCCUCCUGUCCUCCUGGGAUGGCUGUCACUGGUUGUGCAUGCGGCUCUGGUUGUGGAUCAUGGGAUGUCCAGAAUGGAAAUACCUGCCACUGUCAGUGCAAAGGCAUGGACUGGACCACCGCCCGCUGCUGCCGGCUGGUUUGAGAAUGAGGAGACUGAGAAUCCGUCUAUGAAAUGAGGACCAUGAUGAAACCAUGGUCUCCACCAGAAAAUCUGAUUCACUGUGUCCAUAAUAAAUUUAUGUUACCCAAUAAUUCUUCCGGGGUAAUAUAAACAUAUCUGUUCCUGUUCGUGUUUAUGUUUAAUGCUACUACUUCUAGCCUGGGUACCUGUUGACAGAAAAUAUUUUAGUAAUUCAGUAAUUUCACCUCAAUAUAGCAUGUAAGAUGGAUAGUGAAGAGAAAGAUAUGGAAGGAAUGGGAAAAUGGACUGACCCUCUGGUUCUCCUAGUACCAUAUGUUUUAACAAAAAAUACCAAAUGAAUUGUUGACCAGAAAAAAAAAAACAAAAUGUUGUGCUUUUAUGGAGCUCUUUAACUGGAACAGUAAAUUCCAAGCCAUGUUCAGGAAGACUCUGCAAGGAGCAGUCAGUUCUAACUUCUCAGUAUGUUUGUGCACCCUUUCCAACUUAAAUGCCUGAGUUUACUUUCAUCAAGGUAA